UGCGCCUUCACCUGCAGGUGAGGGAUUUGGUGGGGCACUGACAUAUCUCUUGCUCUCUUUCCCUUAGGCGAUUGGUUCUUUGCUGGUGGCCCUGGUCUUUCCUCUUGCCCUGAACGAUUCCGCGCAACAUUGCCCCUCAUUUUUCAAUGCUUCCAUGACGCUCUAUCUCACCUUAACGCCGAAGUCUCCGAUGCAGAUUCUGGCCCGAGGUAGGAUUGCUGAGCAUCUCCGACCAAGCUCCGAUUAACCGCGACGAUUUUCUGUCCCGCGCGCUUAUUUUCUAUCUGCGAGCUUCAGAUAUCAACGAGAAGUCCAUAAACCACAUUAACCACUGCUCUCAAUCCCACCCCCUUCCUAACCCCGCAAUGGCUACCAGACACAUCACAAAAGCCCCCAGGAUGGGCACAAAAGCCCUAUACCUGUACCUCUCCCCCAAUUCUCCUCACCACCACCACACUAACGCAUCUAGUCCCAACUUCCGAAUCGUCCUCCUCAACGACCCCAAGCUGUCUCCACACUUCGCAUCCUUCCUCGUGCCUCUGAAUCUCAAUAAACUCGACCUGCGCGAUUACCUAUAUAAUUGUUACGGGAUCCCAGUGCGGAGCGUACGUUCGUACAUCCAGAUGCAGAAGGUGCAGCAGGACAAGAAUAACGCGAAGAGGGUUUCCCCACGACGUUGGCAUCGCCCGAGGAGUAUUAAGAAGAUGAUGGUGGAGAUGGAUGAUCCUUUUGUGUGGCCGAAGACGCCGGAGGAUUUUUCGCAGUACGUUUUUUCUUUUAUUCGAUAUAUAAAAACGUAGAUUCCUUGGGAAUCUGGGGUGGAGAGAGAUAUCUUGGAUGGGAUGGAAUCAAUUGCUAAUUGUUGUACUUUUUUCUUAGGUGGGAUAAGGAUUUCGUGGAGAAAAGAGAGAAAGCCAACAAGAAAGCACGAGAUGCACAGGGACCGGGUGGUGCCUCCAAGCCACCAGCGGAACGCAAAAGCAUCGCGGAACAGGCAAAGGAGUUACUGGAAGGAAAGAAGGAGUGGAGACGAGACGAUAACGAAUAUGAAGACGAGAUAGUGGAGGAAGAUGCAGACGGGGAAUGGGAGGAAGUAGAGCAGAAUGUAAAGAUAUAA
Messenger RNA from Hymenoscyphus albidus, 1117 nucleotides. The record is from the annotation of a GenBank genome assembly. Lineage: Eukaryota; Fungi; Ascomycota; Leotiomycetes; Helotiales; Helotiaceae.